AUGUUCAACUUAAUUUCCAAAUUCAUUUAAUUUUUUUAUAUAUUAAAAAAAAAUAAUUGAUCACAAAUAAUCAAUAAUAACUAUAAUAAUAUAUCAAAAAUAUAUGGUUCAUUUAAAAAAAAUUAAAUUACCCUUUUCAUACAUAAAAAAAAAAUCCUAGAUCAAAUGUAAAUAUUGAAAUGAUCUUAAUGGAAGAAAAUGGAAAUAAGUUAGAUAAUUUAAAGCACCCUGAACCUUUACCCUCCGUAAGCGAUCCACUUAUUAAAUACGACCAUCGCCUCUCCAACUCUACAACUAAUAAUGGAUCUGGUUAUAUUAACGCAAAUGGACAUAACAAAGGUAACUACGACGCUAACGAUUCGCACAGCAAAGGAAAAAGUAGUACAUGCCUCGCGGGAAAUAGUGGCACAUGCCUUACUAGGCGCCUCAAAAUAUACAAAAACGUUUUCGUGCUAAGCUUCUCCUUCUUCUUACUCUUUUCGGCCUUUCAGGGCUUGGUUAACUUGCAAACUAGCAUUCAUAGUGAUGGGUUAGAUAAUGAGAGCUCUUAUCAAAAUGCGAGCAAUAAAAAUCAAGGAGGCCUAGGCGCUUACACUAUGUGCGCCAUGUAUUUAGCCUUAGCCGUGUCUUCUAUAUUGCUACCUCAAAUAUUCAUCGACCGUCUCACCCUUAAAUGGACGAUAGUUCUAUGCAUAUUAUUAUACACGGGUUAUAUAUUCGCAAAUUUAAGACCCUCCUGGAUCACAUUAAUACCUGCGGCUAUAUGUUUAGGGUUGGCGGGGGCCCCCUUAUGGACAGCUCAAUGCACCUAUAUAGCCCAGUUGGGAAGAUUCCUAGCACAAGUUAUUAUCAAUCAACGAUCUAAACGAGCUCACGUUGAAGCCGUGCGAAGCGGAAGGGAUUCUGAUAGGUACAAUUUAAAAUUAUUGACAAAUAAAGAUACGAGAAAAAGAAAUAGACAAAUGAGCUACGAUUCAAAUCGCGAGUCCUUGAACAGUGACAAUACCAACAUAGAAGAAGGGAGAGAGGUACAGUACGGGAAGAUGAAGGAGAUCGAUAGAGAUGAUGAUGAUAUUAAUAACGUCUCUACUAUUACUAAUGAUAAUGAUGAGAGCCACACCAUGCAUAAGAAUAAAUCAAUAAAGAGGAAGAUGGUUAAGAAACUUACAGAAAAAACGAUUCCUCAUUUACUAGGAAUAUUUUUUUGCUUUUUCCAGGGUGGACAAAUAUUUGGUAAUAUUAUAUCCUCGUUGACGCUACAAUCAAACGUAAAAGAUAUAUUUUUAUUUCCGAAACCAAUUCCACUAAAUACUAACUAUCAGUGGCAUAGUAAAAAUACAAAAUCACUUCAAAAUGUGCAUAGGUUAUAUGAAUAUUUGGCUCAAAGACAAUAUUGUGGUGGAAAGCAUUGCCCUUUAACCGAUAGUAAUAUUAUCGAAUACAUUCGGAAAGAUAAAAACUAUUCCGGUAUAUAUGGUCAGGAUGUUCUGUCCGUGCAUAAUUCUAAAACUGGUUUGGUAAAGUUAAAACACAGAGAAAUAAUAAUAUCAAAAAUCAACAUGCUAUGUUACGUAUAUGCCAUUAUGAGUAUGUCUGCUGCCUUGAUGGUAGCUUUGUUUUUAGACCCAAUAUCUAUUCCUAGCUUAGCCAGCUUAAUUCCGGUAUCUACUAUAAAUGAGGCUAGUGACAGAACAGAUACUUUGCAUAGGACUAUUCUGAAUCCUUUUAAGAAAUCAGAUAAAAUAUUAAGCCACAAACUACUCAAUGAUACACUAUCUCCCGCUCUCUCGCCUUCCAUUCAUAAAGAAUCGGAAAUGUUUAAUUUCAAUAUUGCAAAAACGAAAAACAUCAAGUGUUGUAAAGCGAAUUACUUAUAUGAGAUCGGCUCCACUUUCAGACAAAUGAAAAAUAAUAUCCAAAUCCUUCUUAUACCAUUGACCAUUUACAUGGGCUUAGAACAAGGUUUUGUGGCCGCUGAUUUCACUCGAGCAUUUGUAUCUUGCUAUUUUGGUUUACGAUUCGUGGGUUUAGUCAUGUCCUUCUACGGGGUUAUCGAUGCCUUAUCUUCGAUUAUGGGCGGAAGUAUCAACAACCUUUUCCCUAGAUAUCUCAUCUUCGUUCUCAUAUAUUUUACACAUAUUUCUUGUUUACCUGUCAUGUAUUUCUACCCUAAUUUCGGUGAUAAAUUCAUGCACGUUUUAUUUAUCGCAGGGUUAUGGGCCAUAGGCGACGGAGUGCUACAACCACAACUAAACGGUUUGUACGGGACACUUUUCAAUAAACGAAAAGAGACAUCGGCAUACGCUAAUUGCAGACUUUGGGAAGCGGUGGGAUUUCUUAUUAGCUUUGGUCUACAUGAAAAACUUUGUAUUAAAUAUAAGUUUAUAAUACUGGGAUGCGUCUUGACCAUUGGAAUGAUUUGUUAUGGAUUAAUAGAAUACAUUUUAUUUAGGAGGCGCCGUCAGAGUUCUCAUUAAAUCUGAAUAUUAUAUUUUGGCUGUAUCCUAGUAUCAAUUUUUUUUAAAGUACAAACUAGAUUUAAUAAUUUUAUGUCUUUUAACAUUGACAUGGACAUUUUUCAUAUGAUUUAUAAUAUAUGCAAAAAUUUACCAUUUUUAAAGUGGAGUGUAGCUUAAAGUUAAACAUCUCAGCUUUGGUACAACAGGUAUCAAAUUCGAACCCCAUGAUUUGGCAAAAUAAUUUUCAUAUCAAUCUUUUUUUGCUGAAGCUAAUUUGAUAUUAGACGCGAAGUUAUACCCUCUAGUGAAAUUAAACUGAACUCAAGGUUGCCAGAGAAACCAAGGAGGGAACUAAGCAUCUGAUAUCAAAUUGGUUUCAGCAAAUAUAAAUGAUCUAAUGGUCCUGAUCUCAACAUUUCUGGUCCCAAAAAAAUAUUCAUACAUGUAUUUUAAAAAAAAUAACAAUUAUUUGCAUUUAUAAAAGUAUGGUUAUCUAUAACAACAUUACCGUAUCAGCUAGUUAUAACAUUAAUUAAUUAACUUCGAACUUAUAAUUUAAAAGUGAGAUCUAGUGGCGUCA
Messenger RNA from Gordionus sp. m RMFG-2023, 3039 nucleotides. RefSeq lists its product as uncharacterized. The record is from RefSeq and is a predicted model, not a curated record. Bases 180 to 2477 code for a protein of 765 amino acids. Lineage: Eukaryota; Metazoa; Nematomorpha; Gordioida; Chordodea; Parachordodidae. The transcript has 3 exons.